Molecule: messenger RNA, 305 nt
Organism: Scutellospora calospora
Lineage: Eukaryota; Fungi; Glomeromycota; Glomeromycetes; Diversisporales; Gigasporaceae
Source: the annotation of a GenBank genome assembly
CUGAAGAUAUAGUAGUGCUUCAUCCUCGUGAUAUUGUAAAUCAUGUAUGCUCUGAAGUGGGUGCUGAAGCUGCUGAACAUUGUAUAUAUGUGUUUACUUUUGAUGCUUGCCACUCAAAGUCAAAUUAUAAAAGUGUAUACUUAAGUGCAAGUGUAGUUGAUAGCGAGGGCAAAUUAGUUCCUAUAGCUUUUGCUAUAUGCUCAGUUGAAAAUUCUAAUAAUUGGAUGUGGUUUUGUGAGCACUUAUAUAUAGCUCUUCCAAGAAUGAACUCAGACAAAACUGUAAUUAUAAGUGACUACAAAAAG